Molecule: messenger RNA, 469 nt
Organism: Tilletiopsis washingtonensis
Lineage: Eukaryota; Fungi; Basidiomycota; Exobasidiomycetes; Entylomatales
Exons: 1
Coding region: 10-372 (120 amino acids)
Source: RefSeq, a predicted model, not a curated record
AGGCAGCGAAUGCGCGAGCGCCGCAGAGGCGACCCAGCACUACGCGCCGGCCAGAAGGUGCGCAUCUACCGCAAGCACUGGGAGGACGAGCAGGAGCCGGCGUCGGGUAGCUCGAAGCCGGCCCAGGGCGCCGCAGAGGAGCCUCCAGCUCGCAACGAGCAGCAUGCCGACAUCGUCGAGCACGUCGUGCACGAGGAGGAGACAGACGCGCACCCGGACGCGCUGUCCGGCGGCAACGAGCAUGAUCACGCCGGGCACGACGACAAGGUCGUGACGGCCGAGGAGGGCAGCCACGACCACGUCGCGCACGAAGUCGAGCCGCCGACCGUGGCAGAGAUUACGCACUACGACCCGCCGUCGCCGGAUCGAUGAGGCGCAACGGCGCAGGGGCGUGCUCAUGCCUCUCGACCCAUGUAUGCGCUCGCAAGCACCUCACUAGCAAUGCAAAUACCCCUCACGAACCUGCCUG